CACAAAAAAACACAUUCAAUGGCUGCUCUGUGUAGAAUCAAAAGACCCCAUUUCCUUUUCUUCAAUUCAUUCAAACAACUCCUCAAUCUAUGCACUCAAAACAAUCUUUAUCCAUUUUCUUCAACACCAACUUUCCAAAAAUACAAUCUUUCUUCAUUUUCUUCGACACCCACUUUCCAAAAACACAUAAAUUCCCUUCCACCAAUCUCUCUAGAAGAAUCAAGAAUCAUUGAUAAACUUAUACACAUAUUCACUAAACCACUUAGCACAUCAAAAAAUCAAGAACUUGAUGAAUUAGGUUCAAAGAUUACACCUUUUAUUGUUGAAAUUGUUCUUAGAAACCUUAAAAGUUGGAGAAUAGCUCAUUUGUUCUUUAAUUGGGCUUCAAAUCAAAAAGGGUAUAGUCAUAAUUGUCAUACUUUUAACUUAAUAGCUGAGUGUUUAUCAGGUGCUCGACAAAAUGACUCAAUGAGAGUGUUAGUUAAUGAUGUAGUUAAAUUUCAAUGUUAUUUUACUCCAAGGGGUUUGGGUUUCUUUAUUAGGUGUUUAGGUAAUUUAAAGUUGGUUAAAGAAGCUAAUGAGUUGUUUGAUCAUAUGAAAAAAUCGGGUCUUUGUGUUCCGAAUAGUUUUACUUAUAAUUGCUUGUUAGAUGCUAUAUCUAAGGUUGGUGAUUGUUGUUUAAUUGAGUUGAGAUUAAAGGAGAUGUGUAGCUAUGGUUGGGAGCUUGAUAAGUAUGCGUUUACACCGGUUUUGCAGUGUUAUUGCAAUGCCGGGGAUUUUGAAAACGCGUUGGUUGUUUUUAAUGAGAUGCACGAGAAGGGAUUGGUCGAUGCACAUGUUUUGUCGAUCUUGUUGGUUUCUUUUAGCAAGUGGGGUAAGAUCGAUAAGGCAUUUGAGUUGGUUGAGAGGAUAGAAGAUCUUAAGAUUAGUUUAAAUGAGAAGACGUGUUUUGUUUUGAUUCACGGUUUUGUGAGGGAAGGUAGAACGGAUAAAGCGUUGCAACUUUUGGAUAAAAUGAGGAAAAUGGGUUUUGUGUUGGAUAUUUCUGUUUAUGGCGUGCUAAUAGAAGAGUUGUGUAAGAAUAAGGAGAUUGAGAAAGCUAUGCAGCUGUAUGAGGAUAUGAACGUUUCAGGAGUCCGUCCAGAUAUUAAAAUACUUAGUGACCUUUUAUCUUGUGUGCGUGAUGAAAGAGACAUGAUCCGAAUAGUUGAGGAGAGGUAUGAGAGUCUGGAUCCGAAAGCUAAAAUGCUGCUGUAUAAUUCUGUGCUGAAAGGACUUAUUAACAAUGGUUCAACUGAUAAAGCCUAUCGUCUACUUUGUGCAUCGACAGGUCUUGAAUGUGGUGGUGAUUUUAAUGAGGACAGUCUUUUUUUCAUGAAGGAACUUGCUUGUCCUAAUACUGUUUCUUUCGAAAUAGUUAUUGAUGGUUUGUGUCGGGCGGAUAGGUUGGAAAUGGCUCGUAGACUGUUUAGAGAUAUGGACCAUAUUGGUUGUAAACGGAGUGUGCUACUUUACAAUAAUUUAAUUGAUUCUUUGAGCAGGUCCGGUAGACUCGAUGAGUGUUACGAGCUUUUGAAUGAGAUGAAACAAUCAGAAUUUCAGCCGACACAUUACACGUACAACUCAAUUUUUGGAUGUUUAUGUAAGCAAGGGGAUGCUGCAGGCGCCCUGGCUAUGGUGAGGGAGAUGCGUGUGCACGGGCAUCAACCUUGGAUAAAAUAUUACACACUGCUCAUGAAGAAACUUUGCAAAGAUGGGCAAGCAGUCAAAGCUUCUAACUUUCUUGCGGACAUGGUUCAAGAAGGAUUUCUCCCUGAUGUAGUUGGUUAUUCGGCAGUGAUAGACGGUCUUGUUAAGAUUAAACAGUUGGAUAAAGCAUUGGAUCUUUUUAGAGAGAUCUGUGCUCGGGGUUAUUGCCCCGAUGUGGUUGCUUAUAACAUUAUGAUAAAUGGUCUAUGUAAGGAUAAAAGAGUACUUGAAGCCCAGGAUUUUCUUGAUGAAAUGAUGGAUAAGGGGCUUAUUCCAUCAGUUGUUACCUACAACUCACUGAUUGAUGGGUGGUGCAAAAAUGGUGAUGUAGAUCGGGCAAUGGAAUAUCUCACUAGGAUGACAGAAAAAGAACGGGAGCCCAAUGUUAUCACUUACACCACUUUAAUAGAUGGGUUAUGCAAUGCUGGAAAACCAAAUGAUGCUAUUAGUCUUUUGGUCAAAAUGGAGGCGAGUGGUUGCUCUCCAAAUAGAGUAACUUUUACGGCUCUCAUUAGCGGUCUGUGCAACUGUCGGAAGUUGGAUGAUGCUCUGAUUUAUCUGCAGGAAAUGGAGAGGAAGGAUAUGAAACCUGAUCCAUCUAUUUACAUAGUGCUAAUAGAAGCUUUUAUAAAAAAUCUGAAUCCUAAUGAAGCUUAUGACCUACUAAAAAAGGUGGUCCAUGAUAAAUCUCUUCAAGAUUUAUUAAAUAGUAAGAGUCGUUCUAUUCUUAAAGAGGCAAUACUUUCCCUCUCAGCGGAUCCAAAGACUUCUUCAAAUGUGAAAAUCCUGUUGGAGGGGGGUCACUGUACAGCACUUUGUAGUAUCUCUGAGAUCGGAUGACAUGACUAGAUUGUUUAGAUGUCUUGAUCAUCUGUUUGCAUCCGUAAAGAAAAAUGAGGAAGUGGAAAGCAUUAAGUGUGGAGCUCUACGCUUGUCGGUUCUGCUGUACUGAUGCGUUUCUAUUCCUCAGUAUUAAAUCGUCAAUGAGAAGUUCUACACUGUAUGUUCGGAAUUAUGGCAACAAGCAGAGAGAUUGAUAUGAUUUGGUCUAAAACUGGAAGUACCCUGUGUGAGCUCUAUUAAGUAGCAAAGAAGCUUGGUGGUUGUAUCUGGACGUGGGUCCAGUCAUUAAGUACUUUAAGGCAUCCAGCAGCGAUCAACAAAUUUAGAGCAUCAGUCGCCCAAAACAUUUACUGGAAGAGACAUGCAUUCAUCAUGGUGAGACAGGAAUGUACUAUACAGCAGGGCCUUAUUGAUACAGACAAAGAUGUAUUACUACAACAACUGCGAUACCUCAGUACCAAACAAGUUGAGUAGGAUAUAUGAACCCCACUUAUCAUGUCGCACCAUUUAAGCUCGUCUCAUGCCAAUAUUAUACAAAGAUAUGUCGCAGUAUACUU
Lycium ferocissimum is the source of this 3149-nucleotide messenger RNA. RefSeq names its product putative pentatricopeptide repeat-containing protein At5g08310, mitochondrial. The coding region runs from base 19 to 2589 and encodes 856 amino acids. Gene Ontology annotation, molecular function: protein binding. The record is from RefSeq and is a predicted model, not a curated record. The transcript has 3 exons. NCBI's taxonomy places the organism in Eukaryota, Viridiplantae, Streptophyta, Magnoliopsida, Solanales, Solanaceae.